AUGCCUCUUCCCGCGGAAACGUCGUCCUCGCCCCGACCGAGACCGAGUCCCGUCCUCCGGGUCCUUCAGCGCGAGGACCCGCCGACGAAAAGGUCUCGGGCUCUUGCAUCGGAGUCCCGUCGGAUUGGAGAGCAGUGCGGGCGCCCGGGCCGCCCCGUGAACGGCACGGUGUCCACGUCGGGCCGCUUCUACUUCCCCGGCGAGCGCGUGGCCUACAAGUGCCUGGAGGGCUUCGUGCUCUUCGGCGCCGACGAGAGGACGUGCCACAAAAACGGCACUUGGAGCGACGAGGUGCCGCUCUGUGACUUCAACCUGGCGCGGGGCAAGCGGGCGCUGCAGAGUGCCACGCUGUGGUCGUACGUGCCCGAGAUGGCGGUCGACGGCAACCCCGACACCUGCUCCUUCACCCCCCGCGGCCCCGACCCCCGCUGGUGGCAGGUGCACCUCGGCCACAAGUUCAACGUCAUGAGCGUCGGCGUCACCAUCAGCCCAGGAUCCUUCCAGGAGUUCACCAUCUACGUCAUCGAGCUGCUGACGGACAACAAGGCGCUGUACAAACCCUGCACGACAUUCAAGGGUGUGUUCCAGACGCACAAGGCCAUCUUCCAGUGCAACGACGGCCUGGGCCACCCCGGCCAGUUCGUGUACAUCCGCGACGACCGGGAGGAGCAGGAGUACUUCGGGCUGUGCGAGGUCGAGGUCUUCGCCUUCAGGGAGCGCAUCCCCUGCGGCGAGCCGGAGGUGCCUGUCGAGGGCGAGGUGGAGCGCGAGGGCGAAACCAAGGCCGUGUACACCUGCCGCGCCGGCUUCCGGCUGGAGGGCGACCCCGUCCUCACCUGCUCCUCCAAGGGCAAGUGGGAGGGCCAGGCGCCCAAGUGCAAGGAGUCCCAGUGCCCCCCUCCGGGCCACAUCAGCCACGGCUUCAUCGAGGUGGCCAACUUCCGUGGCGUGUACGGCUACGGCACGGUGGCCACGUACAGCUGCAACCCCGGCUACGUGCUGCAAGGCAACAGCACGCGCACCUGCGACCACUCGGGCAAAUGGACGCUCGAGCCGCCCUCCUGCCAAGCCGUGACGUGCGGGCCGCCGCCGGUCUUCGCCAACGCGCGCUACACCCUCCUCAACGGCUCCACGCAUUGGAACGGCAUCGCCGUCUACUCCUGCGCCGACGGCUACAGGCUGCAUAGAGACACGGGCGACACCGUGUCCACGUGCAUGGACAGCGGCAGUUGGAAGUUCAUCAACGUCACGUGCAUCCCCGUGGAGGCGUCGGCGACAGCGGCGGGCGUGCGGCGAGGCAGCGGGCGUGCGCUAACAUUUGACCAGGACGCUGCGGGCGCAGCCGAGCCGCAGGGCACGCAGGGCCUGGUGGUUGCCUUGGCCAUUAUGGCGGGCCUUCUGACGGCGGCCAUGCUGGUCGUGGGCGUCCUCCUGGCGCGGCGCCACCUCAUCUCCGGCCCCGGGUCGCUGCGCUCGCUGGUGCGCUCCUCGCCCACCAAGGACGCCACGCUCUACGGCGCCAUGGUCGGUCCGCGCCACCACGACGUCUCCAACACCGUCAGCGCCAGCAGCGUCGCCGGGACCACGCCCAGCUCCCUGGGCCCCGCGGGCGGCCCGGGCGCGCCUCCACCUAGGGGCGCGCUCUUCCAGCAGAACCUGCUGGCCAACCUGCCGCUGCGGCCGCCCGACCAGCACAGCCUCGCCGGCAGCCACGGCACCGCCGUCACCGCCUCCGAGCUCGACGACGACCCCAACUACGCGCAGAUCCCCGGCCAGGAGCCGCCGUACGAGCGCGUGCGCACCCGCUCCGAGCACAGCUACGAGACGCUGCGCAAGAAAAGCUUCGCGUCCGACCUGGACAGCGAGGCCGGCAGCGUGCUGGACGACAAGGACAGCGUGGGCUACGAGUCCCUGAAGGACGCCAAGGGCAAGGACUCGGGCUACGAGACGGUCAGGGAGAAGGACCACGACUACGAGACGGUCAAGAGCAAGGAGCCCGGCUACGAGACGCUCAAGGGCGCGGCGGACCAUGGCUACGAGACGGUGCGCGAGGCGGGGCCGCGGCACCACGGCUACGAGACACUCAAGCCCAAGCCCCCGCCGCCCAGGACGGAGGGCGGCGCCGGCGAGGGCGAAGACACGGUGCCGGACAUCCUGCAGAACCUGUCGAGCGGCGCCCAGGGCGGCGACGUGCCCCCAGAGAUCAUGGCGCUCUACGCCCGCGUCGACAAGACCAAGAAGCGCCGCCGCGCCGCCGCCAGCGACUCCGACAGCCCGCUUCCGAGCGCGGCGAGCUCCCCGACACCUCCGGACGCCGAGAACCCCCCCUCCUCGCCGAGCGUCAGCAGCGACUUCAGCCACGUCGCCACGAGCUCCGGCGUGAGCAGCGCCUCCGCACACUCGCCCGUGUGCCCCAGCAUCAGCAGCACCAGCAGCACCGCAAGCAUCAGCGAGCCGCCCACAGACGUGAGCUUCGUCAGCGAGUCGAGCGCGCCGGCCGCUGGCGCCCAGGCGGCGCGAGAACUUAUCCGGAAGUUCAACCGCCUCACCAGCGACGAGGAGGCGCCCUUCCCGCGCAGCCGCCAGGGUAGCGUCGCCAGCGACACGGGCAGCCUGCGCCCCCUGCCACCCCUGCCCAAGGACAGCAACUCGCCCACGACCCCCUGAGGGAGGGAGGCCAGCCACUGGCGACCCCCUGGGCGAGGAGUCCCGGAGUUUGCCUCGAGAUCAAAAAUGAAAAUGAAAACGGGCUCUGCUUGAGGCCGAGGCAGGACUCAGUUAUGAACUUCGAAAGAAAAGUUGAGACUUUCUUGCAUAUUACGUGACAAUGCGUUGCACUGAGCAUAAUACGAAAAACUGGUUCACUUUGCCAGUGCUGUGAUGUGGCUACUCGUCAAACCCAGAUUGUGGUUCAGGAAAUUUAGAAUCAGAGGAUAGUUUUGCGAAGAAACUGUAAAUAUUCUUCAUAUAUGUGAUCCUGUGAUCAUUGCAGAAUUGAAUGUAACUUUGUAUAAUUGUAUAAAAGUGAUAUCAAAGUGUCUUAGUUUUGUAUAAAUUAAAAGCGACUGUGUUAAUACAAUGUUAAUAUGCAUAUAUGCCUGCACAAUAAUAUUCAUAAUGUACUUUUAUGAACUAAUUUCUUUUAACAGAGUAUACUGUCUUCUUUUGUCUUGAUAAAAUAUACAGGAGACAUGGACAAUAAAAAAAACUAUGAGUUUAUAUGUUACUUUUGUAUUCAGAGACAUGAUUUUUCCAAGCAAAUCACACACACACACACGCACACACGCACACACGCACACACGCACACA
Penaeus indicus is the source of this 3308-nucleotide messenger RNA. RefSeq lists its product as uncharacterized. NCBI's taxonomy places the organism in Eukaryota, Metazoa, Arthropoda, Malacostraca, Decapoda, Penaeidae. The record is from RefSeq and is a predicted model, not a curated record. Bases 1 to 2667 code for a protein of 888 amino acids. The transcript is spliced from 9 exons.